AUGGAUGUGUUGGCACAACAACAGUUAAUUACUCCUGAUAAUUCAGGUAGCUACAAAGAUGACAAUAAUAAUAAUAAUACCAAUACCACUACUCUUUUAUCUUCACUAUUACCUCAAAGAUCUACUCUUUCAAAGGGAAAAUAUAAUUUACAGGAUUUUCAAAUAAUGAGAACCUUGGGCACAGGAUCAUUUGGUAGGGUCCAUUUGGUAAGAAGUGUACAUAAUGGAAGAUACUAUGCCAUAAAAGUUUUAAAAAAGCAACAAAUUGUAAGGAUGAAACAAAUUGAACAUACUAAUGACGAAAGAAGAAUGUUAAAACUAGUACAGCAUCCGUUUAUAAUUAGAAUGUGGGGCACCUUUCAAGAUGCCAAAAACUUAUUUUUAGUUAUGGACUAUAUCGAAGGCGGAGAACUGUUUUCCUUAUUACGGAAAUCGCAUAGGUUUCCUAAUCCUGUUGCAAAAUUCUAUGCAGCAGAAGUGAUACUAGCUCUAGAAUAUUUACAUUCACAUAAUAUUAUAUAUAGGGAUUUGAAACCCGAGAACAUCUUGUUGGACAAAAAUGGGCACAUCAAAAUCACCGAUUUUGGUUUUGCUAAAGAGGUUGACACAGUCACUUGGACAUUGUGUGGAACUCCCGAUUAUAUUGCUCCUGAAGUAAUUGCCACAAAACCAUACAACAAAAGUGUUGAUUGGUGGUCGUUGGGUAUAUUAAUUUUUGAAAUGUUAGCUGGGUAUACUCCGUUUUAUGAUACCACUCCAAUAAAAACAUAUGAAAAGAUUUUAAGCGGUAAAGUGGUUUAUCCACCAUUUUUCCAUCCAGAAGUGGUCAAUUUACUAAGUAACUUGAUAACAGCUGAUUUAACUAGAAGAUUAGGUAAUUUACAAAGUGGUUCUCAAGAUAUUAAAGAACACCCCUGGUUUAGUGAAGUUAUUUGGGAAAAGUUGUUGGCUAAAGAUAUAGAAACGCCUUACGAACCUCCUAUUACCGCUGGGAUCGGUGAUACUUCUUUAUUUGAUCAAUAUCCAGAGGAACAACAUUUAGAUUACGGCAUACAGGGUGAUGAUCCAUUCGACCAAUAUUUCAGGGACUUUUGA
Messenger RNA from Saccharomycodes ludwigii, 1095 nucleotides. It is a transcript of the gene TPK2, whose product is annotated as cAMP-dependent protein kinase catalytic subunit TPK2. Gene Ontology annotation, biological process: peptidyl-serine phosphorylation. The transcript has a single exon. Lineage: Eukaryota; Fungi; Ascomycota; Saccharomycetes; Saccharomycodales; Saccharomycodaceae. Gene Ontology annotation, molecular function: cAMP-dependent protein kinase activity; ATP binding. The record is from RefSeq and is a predicted model, not a curated record. Gene Ontology annotation, cellular component: cAMP-dependent protein kinase complex; nucleus. The coding region runs from base 1 to 1095 and encodes 364 amino acids.